Molecule: messenger RNA, 5462 nt
Organism: Brienomyrus brachyistius
Lineage: Eukaryota; Metazoa; Chordata; Actinopteri; Osteoglossiformes; Mormyridae
Gene: esrrga
Product: estrogen-related receptor gamma a
Exons: 7
Coding region: 430-1758 (442 amino acids)
Biological process (GO): regulation of DNA-templated transcription
Cellular component (GO): nucleus
Molecular function (GO): DNA-binding transcription factor activity; nuclear steroid receptor activity; zinc ion binding
Source: RefSeq, a predicted model, not a curated record
UCAAAGUCAGCCUCAGUCCCCGGGUCCUCGCUGCGACUUGCCUUGAAAUGCGAUGCUGCCGCUUUUCAGUAAAGCAGCCCUUUUCUGCAGGACUGCAAUAGGAGCUCGCCUGGCGAUGUGUCCCGGUGCGCAAAGCAAGGCAAGGAGCCGGCCUGUAAUGCAACAUCAAGCAGCCCUUUUCUCCCCCUCUCCCUCCUUCCUUCAGCAGCUCGCCAAAAUCGGUCCCGCUUAAUGAUUUUGUGAGAGCUAUACCGCCCCUGAUCAGAAGAGCAAGGGGGGAGACGCGGCUCGUUUCGUGUCGUCGCGCUAUCAGAGGGGGGAGGAAAGAGAAGAGAGGAAAAAAAAGAGAGGAGGCAGCCGGCGAGCGUUUGCCCUUGAAACUGCACCAAAACUCUUUGAAGAAGCCAGGAACCGGCGCUUCUCUGCAGAAUGUCAAGCAAGGACCGCCACAUUGAGUCCAGUUGCCCCUCCUACAUCAAGACCGAGCCCUCAAGCCCCGCCUCCCUCACCGACAGCAUCAACCACCACAGCCCCGGCGGCUCGUCGGAUGCCAGCGGCAGCUACAGCUCCACCAUGAACGGGCACCAGAACGGGCUGGACUCUCCCACGCUGUACGGGCCCACGGGCAGCUUGGGCCCCAACGGCACCGCCGGCAAGCGCUAUGAGGACUGCUCCAGCACCAUAGCCGAGGACUCGCAGAUCAAGUGCGAGUACAUGCUCAACUCCAUGCCCAAGAGGCUGUGCCUGGUGUGCGGCGACAUCGCGUCCGGCUAUCACUACGGCGUGGCCUCCUGCGAGGCCUGCAAGGCCUUCUUCAAGAGGACCAUCCAAGGAAACAUCGAGUACAGCUGCCCGGCGACCAACGAGUGCGAGAUCACCAAACGCCGGCGAAAGUCCUGCCAGGCCUGCCGCUUCAUGAAGUGUCUGACUGUGGGCAUGAUGCGGGAAGGUGUGCGGCUGGACAGAGUACGUGGAGGCCGGCAGAAGUACAAGCGCCGGAUAGACGCCGAAAACAGCCCCUACCUGAAUCCUCAGUUGGCCCUCCCACCUAAAAAGCCAUUCCCCUUUGGCUGCCUUGCAGAUAACAAGAUUGUGUCCCACUUGCUGGUGGCCGAGCCAGAGAAGAUCUACGCCAUGCCCGACCCCACCAUCCCCGACAGCGACAUCAAGGCCCUCACCACGCUCUGCGACCUGGCCGACCGGGAGCUGGUGGUCAACAUCGGCUGGGCCAAACAUAUCCCAGGUUUCUCCACGCUAUCCCUGGCAGACCAGAUGAGCUUGUUGCAAAGUGCAUGGAUGGAGAUCCUAAUCCUGCGUGUGGUAUACCGCUCUCUGUCCUUUGAGGACAAGCUGGUCUAUGCCGAAGACUAUAUAAUGGAUGAAGAUCAGUCCAAAUUGGCCGGCCUGCUCGACCUCAACAAUGCCAUCCUGCAGCUGGUAAAGAAAUACAAGGGGAUGAAGCUGGAGAAGGAAGAGUUUGUCACCCUCAAAGCUAUAGCGCUUGCUAAUUCAGACUCCAUGCACAUAGAGGAUGUGGAGGCAGUGCAGAAGCUGCAGGACGUGCUGCAUGAGGCCCUGCAGGACUACGAGGCAGGGCAGCACGCGGAGGACCCGCGGCGGGCCGGCAAGCUGCUCAUGACGCUGCCCCUGCUGCGGCAGACCGCCACCAAGGCCGUGCAGCACUUCUACAGCAUCAAGCAGGAUGGCAAGGUGCCCAUGCACAAACUCUUCCUGGAGCUGCUGGAGGCCAAGGUUUGACUCCAGCCCCCUGGUUCGCUCCCCCUCCCCCCGCCCCUACUCCUCCACCCCUUUACCCAUUCCUCCCCACACUGGAGGGUCCGGCUUCUGACUCCACCUCCUCGUCCAGCGGGGAGAUACAAACACUCGUGCACCAACAGCGGAAUCUUGUCUUUAGACUGUAACUUAACGACAAGACAUAUAAGAGUAACGCUACUCAUAACUGUCAGAGGCGGCGAUACUUGUUGACAGUGUGAUUAAAAACAAAAGAAAACCCUGAAAUAACUGCAGCAGGCACCUAGCAGUGAGACUAAACCAGCUUUCAAGACGUUCCUCUGAGUACCCAGUGCGCUUUUCGUCGCAGUCGGGAUGGUUUCGUUUAUUUAUUCUUUUUCCACCGAACCCAAUGCCGAGGACGUGCAAAAGGAGCCCAGCCCCGCCUAUGGAGGGUAGUCAGUCCAGUGGAUGCCAACGAACAUCAUUAUCGCCCCCCCUAAUGUCCCCUCAUAACAAAGGAAUCAAAGCAAUCAUUCACUCCUUGCUGCGGAGUCUCGCCACGGCGCAUUGACUGAGUGCAGUAUUAGAUUUUGCAGGGGCAGUUUGUCGACGUGUUGCCUAAGAGCAGCUUCCAGGAUCCUCUGUCCUAUUGCAUCUGGAUCGGUUACAGUCAUUCGAUUCCCUAAUUGUUUUCUUUUGGGUCAUUCAAAUUCUUCUUAUUCGUUGUUUUUUUAAUUUUCCUUAUUUUAUUAUGAUAUUUUUCAGGGAAUACUUAAAGCUUUAGUCACUCAUGCAAUGUAGGAGGGAUACUGCAUUUAAAAAAAAAAUAAUUUAUUGGUUAUUGGCUUUUCUUUUAUUGUUUUUAUUGUGUUAAUGGAUUAAGGCAAACGAAGUAACGAAGGACAGUAUAAAAAUGACGUAUGUAUACAACACUGAAGACACUUACUAAAUUAUUUUUGUCCAUAAUUGAGUUUCUUUUGUAAGAAAGGAAAAAAUCUGCUUUUGCCAAUUUUCUAGAACCUUUUAUCGAGCAAUAGUGGUUACGAAGGGAAGGUGCAUAUUAAGAUAUAUGCAAUUUAUGUUUGUGCCAGUCUUAGUCAAGGAUGAUUUUCUUUUCUACAACAAGUUUCAACUUCCUUGUUUCCCGUGAUUGCCGUCUGCUAUUAGAUUACACCCAUGGUACCAGCCUCUGAAGAUCUGAAGUCUUGACCACCAGCACUGACCAGUAACACUUAUGUUUGUGUGGUACAGGUCCUAAGUCUACCCGAAAAUAUAAUCUUUUAGCAAACAACCGUGAAUUCAGUCCUAUAGCAAUAUAUUAUACGAUACAGUUAACAUAACCAAAGUUGAAAUCUAGCCGCGUUUCUUAGAAAUAAGAAACAGUUUUAAUCAUAGUAACACAUGAUGUAAUCUAAUUAGGAAGGCGACUCACAGUGAAUGGGAAGUCAGAUAAUAGGGACAGUUACUCUUCAUCACUUUCUAUAACAGAUAUAUCAAUAAUAAGCAGUUUAUGUAUUUUCUGAACCUUCUGGAACAUUGUAUAUUGUAAAUGAACAGAUUAUAAAUCUAACCUAAGGCAUUUUAUUGGACUGAAAUGGGGGAGAAAAUUUUAAAAAGUAGUUCAGUAUCAAAAUGUUUCACUCUUGUUGUGCUUUUCCUAACCUUUCCUUUUUACUCUUCCUUUCCUGUUUGUUCCCUUUACGUUUGGAGAUGUCGUGUGCUUUGCGUGGUGAUUCCAGGUCUUGUGCUGUAUGCUUUUUUUUUAGACACAGGGUAGACUUAGAGACAAUACUGGAUGUAAAAAUCCUCAGGAGAUUUCAGCAGCAUACGCUUGGAUACCUAUUUGGUAAUAAGGCUCUUCCUAGUAACUGCUAGAUCCAAAACAAUAUCUCUAUACCCUCUUAUACAGAUGCAUAAGCAGCCGUUUUAAAAAGACGGAUAAAAUAAACGUAUAUAAAAAGGGUUAAUUUGUGUAACUAUUUCUUGUAGAAUAACAAUGUAUAUCUUAGGGUUAAAGACGAAAGAAAAAGCAGAAUUUGAUUAUUCAGAACAUAAGCUUAUGUAUCUUUUUUAUUUUCAUUUGUUUUUUUGUUUGUUUUUGCGAGAUGCUGUAUAUAAUGCCGUCCAUGCUUAUCUGCCCAGUUGUUAUAUUAUCUUAACUCUUCAAGGUUGCUAAGGGAAAAAAAAAAAUGUUGUUUUGGUGCAAACCGGUUUCCAGAAAUAUCGCGUUAACUUUGUGUGCUUAUUAAAAACUAUUACAUUUAAAAAACCUCAAAACCUAAAGAGAAUAAAUAAUUUUUUUAAGGAAAAAAAAAAUAAAUGGGGGACUGUGGGCUUUUCUUUUCCUUCAGUCUUGUUAUAUAAAUACCGUGUAUCUAUCAUUAGCUAAACAAACCUAUAUAAUAGAUUGUGGUUUUGAGAGAUAACUGUUCUGUGAUUCUAGACUUAAUAAUCAUCCAUAGCAACUCAUGGGAUGGUCAAUGACUUAAAGGAUAUUUCUGUUGAUAAGACGUUGGCAUUACCAUUGUAUACAUACACAACUGCUGGGGGCAGGGUGCCGUUUUCUUUUGGGGAUUUUAUUUUCCAGUUGUUUCUUGUUUAUCUUAUUGUGUAAUAGCUAUAUAUACAGGACACAAAGGGGGUGAAAGAUAUGAAAACAGUCUCUCAAAGGCGAUUUAAGCUGAGCUGGUUUUUCAUCAUUGUCGUUUGAAAGACAAAACAUAACCAUUGAUGGCUUGAUUCGUCUGCGUGUCAAGUUUAAACAAAGUAAAAAAUGGGGACAAAAAAAGUCUCACAGGGCACAGAAAAGCAUCGUGACCUUUUGUCUGCAAGCGAAAAUGUUAACUAGGCCUACGUGAAGUACAGCUGUAUUCAUAAGGGACAGGCGAACACCAGGACUGCAGCAGAUAAUUUAUUUACAUGACACCCAAAAUUGUUAUUUUAAUUUUUUUUUAAACCUUACGCAUUGCUGAAUGAUGGGCAAUGCUUUCGGCUUAAAUCAUGCGGAGAAUGUUUUGUUGUGUGUCUUUCAACACCUUACGCAAAUGUUUAUUAUAGGAAGGGUGUGUUGCUUUGCUCAGACCUUUUCCUGUGUGUUUUCUUAUUUAAAGCAAUAUGACUGUGCAGCUAGUCAAUGUUGCACUUUGUGUUCAAAUUAGAUCAAAAAUGCUGUAUUUAUUGGACUAUUUUGCAUUCAAACGAUAAUAAGAUAAUACGACAAAAAUGUACAAACAACUGCUAUUUUUUAUUAGGGGAAAGGUAACCCUCGUUUGUUGUAUCAUUUACUCACCGGUGUAAAUCUGCCUAGCAACUGAAAAUGACGCGCGGCUUAAAUACAACAAGGGGGAGAGUAAAGAGGAAUGUGAAAGAAAGGGAAAGAAAGUAAAAAAAAAAAAUCAAAAGGUUAUAAAAAGUUAAAAAUAAAAAUAAUAAAAAAUAAUAUCUUCAGUCCAGGAGUUGCUGAAACAAAGUGUAGUGAGAAUCAUGUCAGUAGUUCUAGAUGUGCUUCACAUCUGUAAAACAAUUAACUGUAUAUUUUUGUGAUGUGUAUCAUAAAGUGUGCUCCAACGAUAUAUGUCCAUUUGUGUAAAUGUAUUUAUUUUACAUUGUAUAUAUUGUUCAAUGCAAAAAGAGAGACCUAUGAUUCUGUAACUACGAUCACUUGUGUAACUCCAAUUAUGCCUUUCAGGAUGACAGUAGAGCAAUAUUAAACACGCUUCCAGUUUUGA